Ascochyta rabiei is the source of this 1770-nucleotide messenger RNA. RefSeq names its product transcriptional regulator opi1. The transcript has 2 exons. The record is from RefSeq and is a predicted model, not a curated record. Lineage: Eukaryota; Fungi; Ascomycota; Dothideomycetes; Pleosporales; Didymellaceae. Gene Ontology annotation, cellular component: nucleus; endoplasmic reticulum. Bases 1 to 1770 code for a protein of 589 amino acids. Gene Ontology annotation, biological process: endoplasmic reticulum unfolded protein response; phospholipid biosynthetic process; regulation of transcription by RNA polymerase II. Gene Ontology annotation, molecular function: transcription corepressor activity.
AUGCAGCAACAGCAGCAGCAGCAGCAACAGCAGCAACAGCAACGCCCCGCACCGCCCGCGUACGUCCAGCACGAGCCCGAGUCCUUCCAGCUGCCCUCACCGCCCACACAUGCGCCCACCCGCGGCGCCAACGCCAGGCUGCCGGGCCUCAAGGCGCUGGACCUGCCCGAGGCCACCGCCGCCCGUCACUCCCCGCGCAGCUCCAUGGAGCGGAGCCCGCGAUCCCAGGCCGACGGUCCUGCCCUGCACAGCGCGGCCCUGCCCAAGCUGCCCGACGCCCACCCCGUCGACCUGGGCAGCCCCAUGGACACGGCGAGCGUCCUGAGCGCCCACGACGAGCCCGCCCCCCGCCGCGACACGAGCGUCAGCAUGGACGACCCUGACGUGCGCCUGGCCGCCGAGGCCCUGAGCGGACUGGGCAAUCCAGGUGCACUUUCUUCGAUCGCCCACCGCAUCCUCCGCCCCGGUGUCCGCCCCCAUGUCCGCCCCCAUGUCCGCCCCCAUGUCCGCCCCAUGUCCGCCCCCAUGUCCGCCCCCAUGUCCGCCUCCAUGGCCGCCCGCGAGCCCACGGCCGAGCCCCAGCAGCCCAUGCUCUCCCUCCUGACCUCCAACCACCCCUGGCUCGGCGGCACCAUCAGCGGCUCCCUGGCCGCCUACAACCUGACCAAGGACUACUCGCCGCGCUUCGUCAAGUACGGCGCCGAGCUCGUCGAGCGCAACGUCGGCUCGCCCAUGGUCAACACCGUCUCCUCGGUCGGACGCCGCACAGGCAUGGAGAAGAACCUGCGCCGCUACCUGGGCGAGCACCACCGCCGUCCGAGUGACCUCGAGCACGGCGACGCCGACGCAGACGCCCCGCGCAAGCGCCACCGAGCUGCCAGCCCUGCCGCCCAUGCCAUGGACCUCGACUUGCGCACGUGCUCUCGCGCACGCCGCGGCUCGCACUCGUCCUACGCCGAAUCCCUGCCUGCCUACGACGACCACCGCUCCCCCAGCUACGAGGAGAACGCUACCAUGACCGACGCCGAGCCCACGCCCACCGCCAAGGAGCCAGAGAGGCGCCAGGCGCACGCAGCCCACCACCCCCGCGUGCCCUGGUCGACCCAGCUCAUCAUGACCACUUCGGGUCUCGGCGUCGCUCUCUCCGCUGCCUCCCUGCGCUCCUUGAGGCAGUGUCUGCACCUCCUGCGCGCCGCCACAUCACACAUCGACAGCGUCAUGCGCGCGCUCAAACUCGUCCUCGACGAGUACGAGGCCGCCCUGCGCCAACGGCGCUCCACCGAUGCCGACCACACCCACGACCUCCACUCCCGCACAGGCGAAGACGAGGACGCCCAGGUGCGGAGGAUCGCAGAGAAGAUCAAGUCCCUCUCCAGCGACAUCUGGCAAACCCUCCAGGGCGUCGUGCACUCCGUCUCGCGCCACACCGGCGGCGCGCUGCCGCAAAACGCCUCUCAGGUCGUGCGAACCCAGCUGCUCUCCGUGCCGCAGCGCUGGCAGCUGGCAGGCCGACGCACCGCCGCCGCACCCACCGACGAAGAGGCGGGCGAGGGCGAGGCCGUCCGAGGCGCCAACCGCAUGCUGGCCUUUGCCAUGGAGGGGCUGGACAUGAUGGGCCAAAUCACCACCGUCGUCGACGGCACCGUCCAGUCCGCCGAGAGCUGGCUGGCCCGCAUCGGCCGCGCGCCCCCACCCUCCCGCAACGGCGAGAGCAGUGCCGAGAAGAGGCAGAUCGGGCACGCCCCCUACCCUGCCGACGAGAAGCGGUAG